ACGAGUGACGACGUGGCCGAGGUUACGUUUCUACCUCUACCCCGUGUUUCAACGGACCGGGGCAAUUCAAACAAGGCAACCGGCUUUUGUUCAUAGCUAGAUCACAGGAUCGGGUACUUGCUUGAACAAGUCUCUUCAGUUUGAUAUCACCACUUUACAACAAUGUCUGGCAAAAUCAAGAGCCGAAGUGCCGCAAACGCAGACUCCAUAACUGGCGGUGUGUCCUGCGAUGAGCGCAUCUUGCGGGAUUGUCAUCAACUGUACACGGAUCCCAACAGUGGGUUGAUCUCUGUAGCCGAAUCUGUUGGUGUGAAGCUGCUGCCGCCCAGGAAAAAGAUCACUGUGUUGUUGAUGGGCAACCACUCUGCUGGGAAGAGCUCAUUCAUCAACUGGUAUGUCGAAGAGCAUAUCCAGCGCACUGGAGUGGCUAUUGAGACUCAAGGCUUCAGCUUUGUUACAAGUGGGCGCAAGAGAGAAUCUCUCACAGGAAACGCCACCCUUCACCUAUAUCCACACUUCAAGCCUCUGCAAGAGUUCAAAGGUGUUUCAGAGUACUUAAGCACAGAGAUCUGCACGUCGCGACAGAAACGGUUCAGCCUGGUGACUUUUGUGGAUUCGCCAGGGUUGGUGGAUGGUGAUAUGAAGUAUCCCUUUGAUGUGGAUCAGGUUAUCCUCUGGCUCGGUGAUCUCUGUGACCUGAUUCUGGUCUUCUUUGACCCCAUGGGUCAGGCUCUUUGCAAGCGCACCCUCAACAUUGUGGAGAACCUGAACGAGAAACACGGGGAUCGCCUGCAUUUUUACCUGAGCAAGGCUGACGAGGCCGGGGGGGAGUCGGAUAGACAGAGAGUAAUGAUGCAGAUUGUGCAGGAGCUCUGCAAGCGACCGGGACUCAACACAUGUGGUUUUGACAUGCCCACCAUCUACAUUCCUAAUCCAAAUAAGCCAAGUCGCUGUGUCAACCAGAUUGAGGAGGUCUGUCGCACCAUUGAGAAAACUAUUAACCAAACUGUACAGAAUACUCUCAACUCCCUGGAGAAAGACUGUGAGCUCAUCAUCGAGGCAAUCACUGACACGCUCAGUAAUGACAGGCAGACCAGUGUUGAGAACCGACGGGCGCGCUGUAAGAGCUGCUUCCUGACUCUGCUGGGCUUCAGCAUUCCUCUGGCUCUGAUGGCCCUACUGGUGCUGGGCACUCUGUCCCAGGAGCUGCUGGACAUGGCUCUGGGCCGCCAGGGCACAGAGACACUGUCACUCUACCUGGCUCCCAUAGUGAAAAUAUUUGACUCCCUCUCUGUGGAGCAGCGGCUUUAUGGCUGUGGUGGACUGGUCCUCUUCUCCUUCCUCCUGCUCAUCAUCGCACGCUUCUCCUUCAGGACACAACCAACUCUGUCAGGCAAACAGAAAAGGCAACUGCAGGAGAAGCUGGAGUACGUUCAGGAGGUGGUCAAGACCAAAAAGAAAAAGCUGUAUGAAGAAUACCUUCGCCAGAGCGUCAGCGAUCACGACAUGGACUUGUAAAGACAGAUGGAGACGUACACGACGAUUGAGCAUCCCAGCUCUGACGUGCCAUAGGACCAAAUGAAAGCUUUGCAAAGGUUUCACACCAGCCGCCACGUCACUCUGACCGAAUCUUUAUGAAGUGUUCGGAUGUAAAUCAGUUAUGAGCACAUGGUACGCAUGUAGAAACCCAUCCAAAUUCUGGUGCUUUGGAUACUGUAAAGCCAUUUACCUGUUAGGUCAUGUUACCUCUUUAGAAGGUCUUAAACCACACUACCUGCAGAUUAGGAUGGUUUACUCUUAUGGCAAAUGAGCUUUUGUUACUGAUCACUUUUCUGUUGUGAGCAUUUAUAUACAUGUAUUCUGUGCCUCUGAUCGACUCAAAGGAGUUCAGUCUGAUGACCACUUUAUAUUUAUAAAUUUGCUAACUAUUUAUAAUUUUCCUUUACGAGAGAAUUUGUAUUGUGUAACGGCAUAUAGCACUGUUUCACAUGAGUCACUUUGUAUGAUUUAGUGUUUUUGAAGACUUUCACCAGAAUUUUAUACAGUACUUUGGCUGCAUGGUAUCAUGAAGUUACAGUUUUGGUAUUAAUCCAGUUCAUAGUGUACGUCUGUAUUAACUAAUAUGUAGAAUUUACAAUUACGCACACAACUUAUUAAAUAACCAGCAGUCAAACAUUCAGUGACCAAUUCAACCUUGUAUUUUCCUGUCCUGCAUUGUGACCAUGUUUUAAUUACAUCAUGACUUAAAUAAAAACAAUUUUCAAUAUA
Molecule: messenger RNA, 2268 nt
Organism: Micropterus salmoides (largemouth bass)
Lineage: Eukaryota; Metazoa; Chordata; Actinopteri; Centrarchiformes; Centrarchidae
Exons: 12
Coding region: 163-1518 (451 amino acids)
Molecular function (GO): GTPase activity
Source: RefSeq, a predicted model, not a curated record